Molecule: messenger RNA, 633 nt
Organism: Fraxinus pennsylvanica
Lineage: Eukaryota; Viridiplantae; Streptophyta; Magnoliopsida; Lamiales; Oleaceae
Source: the annotation of a GenBank genome assembly
AUGGAGUGUGCAAAAGUACAUACUGGUAUUAGAAAAGUUAAAAAGAAGCAGGUGAAGGACGAGCUAGAUCGUAUUAAACUAGCCGAGAAAAAAAAGAGGCGCUUGGAGAAGGCCCUGGCCACUUCUGCAGCAAUUCGUUCUGAACUUGAGAAAAAGAAGCAGAAAAAUAAAGAAGAACAGCAGAGACUAGAUGAAGAAGGUGCUGCAGUGGCUGAGGCAGUUGCACUGCAUGUCCUGCUUGGUGAAGACUCAGAGGAUUCACAUCAUGUUAUGCUGAAGAAGGACGAGGGGUUUACCUCAUGGGAUCAUGGCAGCAACUUUGAUCUCAUUAUGGGGGGAAGGCGGGGAGUAGCUCCCGAUCAUGAAUUGUCAAAAUAUUCGCUAGAAGGGGUAGGUUGGUUUUCUGAUGCUCAGAGAUAUGGGUACAUGUGGAGUCACCAGGGGAAUUCUGACUGGAUCGUCCCUUCUAAUCCUUGGGAAAGAGAUUUCAAAGGGCGAUAUUUUGAAGAGGAAGGUUGGGAUGCUGCAGGGUUAUCUCCUGGUGUCCUUGCAGCACAGGCUGUUUCAUCACUUCAAAUUGCUGAUGAUUCACAAAUAGACACGUAUGUGUUCAACCGUAUGUUAAACGGUUAA